Osmia bicornis bicornis is the source of this 2718-nucleotide messenger RNA. Its product is annotated as facilitated trehalose transporter Tret1-like. Gene Ontology annotation, molecular function: transmembrane transporter activity. The transcript is spliced from 4 exons. The coding region runs from base 927 to 2480 and encodes 517 amino acids. Gene Ontology annotation, cellular component: membrane. NCBI's taxonomy places the organism in Eukaryota, Metazoa, Arthropoda, Insecta, Hymenoptera, Megachilidae. Gene Ontology annotation, biological process: transmembrane transport. The record is from RefSeq and is a predicted model, not a curated record.
CGAUCUAUACGUCUGUCCCGUCCUUGCAUAUUUUUAUUAAUAUCUCGAGUUUGCAAAACAUUUUAUGCUCUUUUAUACAUGCAUUAUAAAGAGUAAGAUACACGCAAUUUUCUCAUAUGGAUUUUAAUGACAUUUCUGCACCGUACAGAGAUGAAUCUUCCUCACCACUGUUACUUAACUACAUUUGUUCAAAGCGCGAUUAGAAUGACGCUGUGGUGGCUUAAUGUGUACCGACUUGCAAUUAACGAUAAUCCGAUUAAGGCCAAUUGGGCACGAACGCUUGGUCGUCAAACGUGCUGGAAUAAACCUGAUUACUAACAGCAGGAUAAAUACAGUCGUCUGGUAGAAUCGCAAGAUUCCAGCAAGCUCUUGGGACAUAUGACCUUGAAGUCAUCGCGAGCUUCUUUGUAGCGAAGGACAGGAACACUCCAUCAUCAAUCUUACAAACGAAUGUUUCAUUGAUUGAAUUAAAGGAAAUUAAACUUCGUAUUAGAAUAAAAAAAUUAAAAUUUAUUUAUCAAAUGAAAGCAUCAUUGUACAGGAUACUCUAUCUGCUGAUAAAACGCAAAUGCAUUGAAUGGAACUGUAAAUCAUUAACUUUAGUAUAUUUAUAGCUCUGAAGUGAGAUUGUAUGCUCUACUUAUCAGAGAUAAGCUUUACUAUUUGACAGUAGAAUUUAACGUUUUGUAAAUGAAACAUUCCUAAUUGCCGCGUAAAAUUAAUAUUUCAAUUACCAACAAUCAAAUAUGUACAUAUUUAAAAAAAGUACUAAUAAAGAAUAAUUAAAUUCUUAUUUUAUGAAAUUUAUGUGUUUAAACGUGUGAAUUGAAAAGUGCUUGAUCAGCAACAGAUCUGAAGAUAUAUGAUCGCUGGUUCCAAAAUCAUCAGCAAAAACAACAGAAGUCUUCCUCUUCUUCUUCAGCAUCAUGCAUAUUGACGGAGUGAAGGAGGAUGCGGAUAUGAGCAAUACUGGAUCAUACGUGGUAUCAUUUGAAGAUAAACAUCAAGAAAGCAGCAGGACACAAUGGCGACAAUAUCUGGCGUGUAUUUCUGCAACUAUGUCCAUGAUGGCUGUUGGAACAGUGUACGGAUGGACAACGACCUCUCUCUCCCGGCUGACUUCCGGCGACAGCAGCAUGCCAUUGAAAUUAACAGACGACGAAGGUUCAUGGAUCGUGUCUCUAACGGUAAUCGGUUCCAUGAUCGGCCCAUUUUUAGGAGCCUCCUUAUCCGAUAGAUUCGGUCGUAAACGUUGCUUAAUGAUAUCAAGUGGCUUCUUCAUCGUUGGUUGGCUCAUCGUGUUGUUCGCGAAAACUGUUGAAGCUCUGUACGUAUCUCGUGUGAUACUCGGUGUAGGUGUUGGAAUUUCAUACACCACAAACCCCAUGUACGUCUCAGAAGUGGCGGACACCAACAUCAGAGGAGCUCUUGGUACUCUAAUAGCAGUGAACGUGUUCACUGGCUCCUUGUUUACCUGCAGCAUAGGUCCUUGGGUGUCUUUCGAAAUCCUAGCAGCUAUUCUGCUUGCUAUACCAGUUUUAUUCAUCGCCUGUUUCAUGUGGUUCCCGGAGAGUCCUCAUUUCUUAGCGUCCAGGGGCCGCAAGGCAGAAGCCUGUAGGUCGUUGGCCUUUUUCAAAGGGAUCCGCGACCCUAACGAAGCUAAAAGAGAAUUGAACCUCCUUCUUCGUAGCGUAUCAAGAGAAGAUUCAUGCAAGUCUCACGCGUCUUCGGGUCCUAGUCAGAGCAUGGAGAUGCUGAGACAGACCUGGUCGGUCAAGCUGAGAAUGUUGUUCUUACCAAACAAUGCAAAGGCUUUGAGUAUAGUCAUUGGUUUGGUUGCAGCGCAGCAACUUAGCGGGAAUUUUAGUACCAUGCAGUAUCUAGAAGUGUUAUUCAAAAAGGCAGAAGUUGGUAUUGAUUCGAAUUUCGCUACCAUCUUGGUUCUAGCUGUUGGUCUUGUAUCUGGAGGUCUAGCUACUGCCACUGUCGAGGGUGCUGGUAGAAGAUUACUCCUGAUGAUCUCUACUUUUGGCUCGUUUGUCACUUUGGCCAUUUUGGCUAUUUAUCUGAUGCUCGAUGAGAAAGGGAUCGAUGUCUCUGCGGUGAAUCUUCUUCCUGUCAUCGAUGUGAUCAUCUUUCAAGUGACUUUUCAAAUUGGUCUUGGUACUUUAACAAACACUUUAAUAGGGGAAUUGUUCCCAACCGAGGUGAAAGGCGCUGCUGGUGCCAUUAUUACCAUCUUCGAUGGUUUACUAGGAUUUACUGUCUCGAAAUUGUACCAGGUGAUCGGUGAUAGUCUUGGCUCCUACACGGUUUAUUAUUUCUUCUCGGUGUCUUGCCUCUUAGCCUUUCAUAUGGUGGUGUUGUUUGUGCCGGAAACGAAGGGUAGAACUUACCAUGAGAUCCAAGCGGUUCUUAGUGGAAAGAAAUUGAAUACCUCGAAUGAAGCAGGAGGAAGCAAUGAUAACAAUUAUGUAUGACACGAGGAAUUGCACCGUGAACUUUGUACUACACGGUGCUCGUUACGUUCAGUUGACAGUAUUGUAAUUGUUGACUUAAUUACCACGAUCUCCUCUUUCGUUAAAACACUUAAUGUUUUUAUCUACGUUGUUUAUUUAUGUAAGAAAAUAGACAAAGGCAACAGUCACUUAUUGAUGUACAUGUUUUAUGACUUAUUUUAUCUUACAUAUGAAAAAAUAAAUACUGUUCUUAAAACUA